Physcomitrium patens is the source of this 566-nucleotide messenger RNA. RefSeq names its product NADH dehydrogenase [ubiquinone] 1 alpha subcomplex subunit 2. Gene Ontology annotation, cellular component: respiratory chain complex I. Lineage: Eukaryota; Viridiplantae; Streptophyta; Bryopsida; Funariales; Funariaceae. The record is from RefSeq and is a predicted model, not a curated record.
UUCUUGUCAUGUGGGUGUGUUCAACCAAGCACUUAUCUGCACCUAAUUGUCACUGUAAUUUGUAGCAUUCGGUGAAGGACUUGUAGGGUUUUGCGUGUCGUUAGUGUCUUUCUUUUGAUAGUUCGGGCUAGGGACUGAAGAGAGCAGACAUCAUGUCGUGGCGAGGGAAGCUGUCGCAGGUGGUGCAGGAACUUCGGAUCCAUUGCUGCCAGACUUCGCCUGCGUCCACUGUCACCAGAAAUUUUAUUCAGAGGAACUAUGCUGACUUGAAAGCUCUGAACCCAACGCUACCUAUCCUGAUUCGUGAGUGUAGCGGCGUGCAGCCUCGCAUUUGGGCCCGCUAUGAUAAUGGUGUGGAAAGAAGCGUAGCGCUGGAUGGUUUGACUGAGCAACAAAUCGAUGCAUUGUUGGAGAAGAUCGUCAAGCAACCCAACUUAGACUAAUUAGUGAGGUAUCAUACCCGAGAGCAGUGCUCACUUAUUAUCAAUAACUGAGGUCUGUUUCACUGAAAGCUCAAUAAAAGAUAUUUUCUGUUUUGUUUGACUGAAAAUAUCACUCAAACUGUA